AUUAAAAGUUUCCAAGUCGGCCGAGCAGCUAAGCGUUUUUCUUGUUUAUUUCGGUGCUUUAAUUAAAAACAAUUUCUUCGGCCGCAAAAUGAUGGACGGCACGGAUGACUCAAAUCUGCUGAACAGUAGCUCGGAGAACAAUGGCGCCACGAUGGAAAUAGCCUCGCCCACAAAUCCUCUUGCAGUUCCUCCCACAUCCGGUGGCAACGUGAUAACUGGAGCAACAAAUGGCAGUGGGUCGGCAACUUCGCCGGACAGCUCGUCCUCUGCACCGGCCACGCCCGCCGUUCUGGGUGAAAAUGCCCUCCAUGUGGAGAUUUCCGAUGCGCUGAGCGAAAAGGAAAAGGUCAAAUUUACAGUCCAUACACGCACAACUCUGCCAGGAUUCGCAAAAAAGGAUAAUAAUGUGGUACGUCAGCACGAAGAGUUUGUCUGGCUGCACGACCGCAUCGAGGAGAACGAGGACUAUGCUGGCUAUAUUAUUCCGCCCUGUCCGCCUCGUCCGGAUUUCGAUGCCUCCCGAGAGAAACUACAGCGCUUGGGAGAAGGCGAGGGAAACAUGACCAAAGAGGAAUUCAAAAAGAUGAAGUCGGAGUUGGAAGCUGAGUACCUGGCCACUUUCAAGAAGACUGUGGCCAUGCACGAGGUUUUCCUGCGCCGGUUAGCCAGUCACCCGGUCUUUCGCGUUGAUCAGCACUUGAAGGUUUUUCUCGAAUACGACCAAGACCUAUGCGCCAAGCCGCGUAAGAAGAUGGCCAUUUUUGGCGGCUUCGUAAAGUCCUUGGGCAAGACCACGGACGAGAUCUUGCUGAGUGCUACGGUUCGUGAUGUAAACGACUUCUUUGAAAACGAAUUGCAGUUCCUGACCGAAUACCAUGGACACUUGCGCGAGGCAGCUGCGAGAACUGAGAAGAUGACACAACGCCACAAGGAUGUGGGUGACUCCCACCAAAAGAUUUCGAAUGCGCUGACACAACUCUCGACCACAGAAAAAGGAAACAUGGAGACAUUUGUUGCCAAAACGGCAGAGAUAUUUGAAAGAAUCAAGAAUCUGGAAACUCGUGUAGCUAGCGACCAGGAUCUCAAGCUGGGCGAUACCUUGCGAUACUACCAACGAGACAGUGAUGCUGCCAAGGCUCUGUUGAUCAGACGGCUGCGAUGUUUGGCUGCCUACGAGACGGCUAACCGGAAUCUGGAGAAGGCUCGCUCAAAGAACAAAGAUGUCCAUGCGCCUUUGGAGGUGCAAGAGGCCGAAGCCGCCCAAGCGGAGGCUUGCGAGAAGUUCGAGUCGAUGUCCGCUUGCGGAAAAGAAGAACUGAUUGGAUUCCGCAAUCGCCGAGUGGCUGCAUUCAAAAAAAGCCUUGUGGAACUCUCCGAACUGGAGAUCAAGCACGCCAAGACCCAAUACGAAUAUUUGCGUCAGUCGCUGCUGGCGCUUAAGGAAAUUGCCUGAGACGGGGAACCGGGGCCGGAAGAGGUGGAGGAACCGAAUGCAGACUAGCCAAACGCCCCGGGUGACGAGUUAAAUCAAUUGUUCUAAUUGCUAAGCAAACAGUUUAUUAUUGCACGGGUCGGAUCGAGUGCAACACCCAUUAUUUACCUUAGCCCACAUAUUGUAUUAACGAAUAUCCAUUUGUUUUGUGAACAGAGCGCUUUUAUAAUUGUAAAACAAGCAUUCCUCUCUAAAGCAUAAAACUAUACAAUUUUAUUGUAAACACUUGCAUUUGAAGCAGAAUAUAAACGAGAAAUAUUGUACAGUA
Molecule: messenger RNA, 1760 nt
Organism: Drosophila bipectinata
Lineage: Eukaryota; Metazoa; Arthropoda; Insecta; Diptera; Drosophilidae
Gene: Snx6
Product: sorting nexin 6
Biological process (GO): phagosome-lysosome fusion involved in apoptotic cell clearance
Molecular function (GO): phosphatidylinositol binding
Source: RefSeq, a predicted model, not a curated record